Molecule: messenger RNA, 1099 nt
Organism: Belonocnema kinseyi
Lineage: Eukaryota; Metazoa; Arthropoda; Insecta; Hymenoptera; Cynipidae
Product: ADP-ribose glycohydrolase MACROD2-like
Exons: 6
Coding region: 224-1024 (266 amino acids)
Biological process (GO): purine nucleoside metabolic process; peptidyl-glutamate ADP-deribosylation; DNA damage response
Cellular component (GO): nucleoplasm
Molecular function (GO): ADP-ribosylglutamate-[protein] hydrolase activity
Source: RefSeq, a predicted model, not a curated record
GCGUAGUCUUGCAAAAUACGCAAUUUGAUUUUGUGUUUUCAAGAUUGAUUUGAGGAAAAAAAGAACAACAAAAAUAUAUUCUCAAUAGAUUUCUACAUUUGAUUUACUUAAAGUUCGUGAAAGUUGUUCUAAAGUUGCAAUUAGCACUUUUUAUACUGGAUUUGAUUUAUUACCGGUAAACCGGUCUCAAUAGAGGUUAAUACUUGUUCUUUUAUUUGAAGAAAUGUCGAGUCUGAAAGUUCUCUUUUCCAAUCGAGUCGUUCAUCCCAUCGUAAGUCGACAUUUGUAUUCCUCAUUGUCAAGGAAAUUCAGUGCAACACAGUCUGAAGUGAAAAUGUCGUUUGUCGAAGAAAAAAAUAAGUUCCUGGCUAUGUCUUCGGAAGAAAAACGGAAGUUAUUCAAGGGCCAGGUAGUGUCACUGGAUAAAAUUUCAACUUGGACUGAAUUUUGGAAGAGCAACAAAUCCGACAUCGACGCAACUUCAGAAAGCAUUGAACCCGUAGAUUCUGAACUUGCAGAUAAAGUUUCUUUAUGGCAAGGCGAUAUCACGGCUUUGGAAAUAGAUGCAAUCGUAAACGCUGCUAAUUCGAGUCUUUUAGGUGGUGGAGGAGUCGAUGGAGCAAUUCACAGAGCAGCAGGUCCGAGUCUGAAGAAAGAAUGUGCGACUUUAGGAGGUUGUGAAGUUGGAGAAGCCAAAAUCAGUGGAGCUUACAAGUUGCCUUCCAAAUAUGUAAUUCACACGGUUGGUCCUAAAGGUGAAAAGCCAGACAAAUUGCAAGAAUGUUACGAAAGCUGUUUGUCAUUGGUUAAAGAAAAUAACCUGCGUUCUGUUGCCUUUCCUUGCAUAUCGACUGGAGUUUAUGGAUAUCCUCAGGCUGCAGCUGCCAAAGUAGCUUUGGAUUCUGUCACCAAAUUUCUUGUGGAGAAUAAAGAUAGUGUGGAUAGAGUUAUUUUCUGUGUUUUCCUCGAAAGCGAUAAGGAUAUCUACACAGGACUUCUACAGAAAUAUUUUUGUCUUGAGUAAAUGGUAAAGAAACAUUCCAGAGUUAGAAUCUGUGGUUAAGUUUUUUGAAUGUAGAUGUGAACCUAUUUAUUGUGU